AUGGUCUCUAUGACAAGUGGAAGCUUGAUUAUAGAGCAUUUUGUACCGGAAGCAUCAUCAGGGAGGAUAGGACUAAAGCGGAGUUUCGACAAGAUUCGAGUGGUUGGAGGUAUCCUGCACACAAUAACACAACAGCCUUUUUCUCAUGAGAUCCAACAGUGGAGGAACGUGAAGCACGUAUACUCGCAGCGUUUUUAUAGAUUCCCAGCCUUUAAUCUUGCUAUAGUUGAGGUGAAUACGAACUGGUUAUUCAAUCAGUUUGUUAAUAAAAUACCAUACUCUCAGAAAAACUAUGACUUCGACGGCGUAUGUAUGGGAGUCAUAUUAAAGACAACCAGGAGUUGGUCGAAAGACAAAAGUCUCUUUACUACAGAUUUGAAAAUACACAGACAGAGACUGUGUGAACAUAAACUUUUGAGAAGCUGUUGGCAAUACUACUGCUCUGAAUAUGUUUCUGCAUUGGCUUCCACUGAAACGGAGGGUGGUGGUCUCGUUUGCUAUGGCACGGGUGAUCCAGCAGAGGACGAAAAGCUGGGAGUGUUAGUUGGUGUGACGUCACUUAUUAAUCAAAACCUGCCCAAUGUUCAUCUACGAAUUGGUGUAUUCCACAAAUGGGUGACUGACAGUGGUGGAGUAUUCCAAUUAAAUAGAAUAUUUUUUGUUGCAUUUGUGUUUGUGAUAAUAUAUUGA
Messenger RNA from Leptosia nina, 690 nucleotides. NCBI's taxonomy places the organism in Eukaryota, Metazoa, Arthropoda, Insecta, Lepidoptera, Pieridae. The record is from the annotation of a GenBank genome assembly.